This is a messenger RNA of Scomber japonicus (chub mackerel), 2541 nucleotides long. It is a transcript of the gene atp6v0a2a, whose product is annotated as ATPase H+ transporting V0 subunit a2a. The record is from RefSeq and is a predicted model, not a curated record. The coding region runs from base 1 to 2541 and encodes 846 amino acids. Gene Ontology annotation, molecular function: proton-transporting ATPase activity, rotational mechanism; ATPase binding. The transcript is spliced from 20 exons. Lineage: Eukaryota; Metazoa; Chordata; Actinopteri; Scombriformes; Scombridae. Gene Ontology annotation, cellular component: vacuolar proton-transporting V-type ATPase complex; plasma membrane; vacuolar proton-transporting V-type ATPase, V0 domain. Gene Ontology annotation, biological process: proton transmembrane transport; vacuolar acidification.
AUGGUGUUUCGAAGUGAGGAGAUGUGCUUGGCGCAAUUGUUCCUGCAGUCCGGCUCUGAAUAUGACUGCAUCAGUGAGCUCGGGGAGCUGGGGCUGGUCGAGUUUCGAGAUCUCAACCCAAGUGUCAGCUCAUUCCAGCGGCGCUUCGUCAGCGAAAUCAAGAGAUGUGAGGAGAUGGAGAGGAUUCUGGGUUAUCUUCUGAGGGAGAUUCAAAAGGCUCAUAUAGCCGUUCCUGAGGAGGAUGAGAGUCCACUUGCACCUCCUCCUCGACAAGUCCUGGAGAUCAUGGAGCAGCUUCAAAGGCUGGAGAUGGAGCUCAGCGAGGUGGCAAGAAACAAAGAGAAGCUGCGAAGGAACCUGCUGGAGCUCACCGAGUACACACACAUGCUGAAGAUUACGCGGACCUUCAUACACAGCCGCUCAAGACAUGAGGCUCUUGGUCCCCAGUAUGAAGAAUUCCCCACCAUGGAGACAGACUCUGUAACAGGAUCCACCGGUAUGCAAAGACUUGGAGCAAAGCUGGGGUUUGUUUCCGGUCUUAUCCAGCGGGUGAAGGUUGAGGCCUUCGAGCGCAUGUUAUGGCGAGUUUGUAAGGGUUACACCAUCCUCAGCUACGCAGAAGUGGAUGAGAACCUCACUGAUCUCGACACAGGUGAGAUAAGCAAAAGCGUUGUGUUCCUCAUCUCUUUCUGGGGAGACCAGAUUGGUCAGAAAGUUCAGAAAAUCUGCGAUUGUUACCACUGCCAUCUUUAUCCCCACCCUGAGAAUGACGAGGAGAGGGCAGAUGUGUUGGACAGCUUAAGGACGCGCAUCCAAGAUCUUAACAAUGUGCUACACCGCACUGAGGACUACUUGAGGCAGGUUCUGCAGAAGGCCUCAGAGUCAGCCUACACCUGGGUUGUGCAGGUGAAAAAGAUGAAGGCAAUCUAUCAUAUCCUCAACCUCUGCAGCUUCGAUGUCACCAACAAGUGUCUGAUUGCUGAAGUGUGGUGUCCUGUCAGUGAUCUGGCAAACCUGCGGGGGGCCCUAGAAGAAGGCUCAAGAAAAGGUGAUGCCACUGUACCGUCCUUUGUGAACCGCAUCCCAAGCAGUGAUACUCCACCUACCCUGUUAAGAACGAACAAGUUCACGUCUGGCUUUCAGAGCAUUGUGGAGGCUUAUGGGGUGGGGGACUAUCGCGAGGUAAGCCCAGCACCCUACACCAUCAUCACAUUCCCCUUUCUGUUUGCUGUGAUGUUCGGUGACCUCGGGCACGGGUUGGUAAUGAGUCUCUUUGCGCUUUGGAUGGUGUUGACGGAAAAAUCACAGAAGAAGAAACGUUCCAGUAAUGAGAUAUGGAUGACAUUCUUCAACGGACGUUAUAUCAUUCUAAUGAUGGGACUUUUCUCCAUCUACACUGGACUGAUUUACAAUGACUGUUUUUCCAAGUCUCUCAAUAUAUUUGGCUCUGGCUGGAGCGUCAAGGCUAUGUUCACAAAUCAGCAGUGGACAAACAAAACUCUUCAAACAAACACUUUGCUCACAUUAGACCCCAAUGUCAGUGGCGUUUUCAGUGGGCCGUACCCAUUUGGCAUUGAUCCUAUAUGGAACAUGGCAGUGAACCGGCUGUCCUUCCUAAACUCCUACAAGAUGAAGAUGUCAGUCAUUAUCGGGGUCAUCCACAUGAGCUUCGGAGUGGUGCUGAGUGUCUUCAAUCAUUUGCACUUCCGACAGAAAUUUAACGUCUAUCUGCUGUUUCUUCCUGAGCUGCUCUUUCUGCUCUGUCUCUUUGGUUAUCUGGUCUUCAUGAUUUUCUACAAGUGGUUGGCUUUUGGCGCACAGGACUCCAGCCAGGCUCCCAGCAUCCUCAUCCACUUCAUCAACAUGUUCGUCAUGCAGGGGAGCAAUAUCGCUCCUCUGUACCCAGGACAGAUUGGGCUGCAAAUUUUCCUAGUUGUGAUAGCUAUGCUGUCAGUUCCUGUGCUGCUGUUAGGAAAACCUCUUUUCUUGUAUUGGCUGUAUCGUGGGGGCAAAGGUCUGGGCAGGCGCAGAGGUUACGAGAGAGUGAGGCGUGUGAGUGAAGAUGACAACUCCACUGCACCAUCCUAUGAAGAUGAUGAAGAGGAGGGACUUGAUGAAAUGACCAGCAAAGAAGCUCUUCCUAAAGAGUUUGACUUUGCGGAUGUGCUCCUGCACCAGGCCAUUCACACAAUAGAGUACUGCCUGGGCUGCAUUUCUAACACAGCAUCCUACCUGCGUCUCUGGGCACUCAGCUUGGCUCAUGCCCAGCUGUCAGAAGUGUUGUGGUCCAUGGUGAUGCGUCUGGGUCUAAAGAUCACCACCAGAGUGGGCGUGGUGUUUUUAGUACCUGUAUUCGGUCUCUUUGCCACGCUAACCGUGUCCAUCUUGCUGGUGAUGGAAGGCUUAUCAGCGUUUCUUCAUGCUCUCCGCCUCCACUGGGUGGAGUUUCAGAACAAAUUCUACCAUGGGACUGGCGUCAAGUUUUUGCCCUUUGACUUCUCGCUUCUGCCCUCUGCUUUUGAGCAGGAUGGCUUGCUUUAA